GCACAAACAGAAUAGGGCGGUCCUGUUGAAUUGGUGAUAUAGGCAAAAUGAAGGCAUCCCACGGUGAUCAAACCAACCAGAUCAGUAUUCUGAUGGCUCUCUGUUUGAGGUGAUUACAACACUAGGCUAUAAAAGGGCAAGCCAGCCUCCCUGUUAAUUAGGUCUUUUACUACACCCAGUCAGUUUAUAAAGAGUCCUGGAUAGGAGGGAAGAGUCACAACGUAGCCACUCAACAGAUAACUUUAGCCUGGGAUCCUACUAGAGUUCCUUGACAGAGCUGCAGAGGACACACUGGUUCUGAGAAUGCCACAUUUAUCUGAUUGUAGCUACUACAUGAUGCGAGACGGAGCCCAAGUUGCCAGUGUUCAGAACCACCUGGAGAACUCCAAGUACCACCUCCACCAAGCCCAGACCCAGCAGGUCAAACAGUACCUGACUCUAGGAACCAAGCUUGCUGGCCAGGCCCACCCACACCCGGGCCAGGCCCUGGGCACGAUGCCUAUCAUGCGCAAUGGCCAUAUGACACCUGUCAGCGACAAUAGCACUCCGGGCAGCCCCGUCACCCUGUUCACCCUAGCCAACAGCCACGACACUGAGUUUCCAGUGGAUGAAGUUAUUGACGAUAUUAUAGGCUUUGAAUCAGGGUUCAAUGAUGGCAGCUUGGAGUGUAUGGAGCCAAGCAUCUUAAUGCAAAAUAAUGUGGCCCUGAAUGGCAGUAUGCUGGAAGUCUAUGGCGGUGACCAAGGUAUGACUGCCUCUCAUGGUGGACUGACACCCCCCUCAUGCCCCACAAAGCUCUCUGUUAAAAUGGAAGUCACAGAACAUGACACCAGAGUCUUAGCAAAAGAAAGACAAAAGAAAGACAAUCACAAUCUGAUUGAAAGAAGGCGGAGAUACAACAUCAACUACAGAAUCAAAGAGCUUGGAACUCUGAUACCAAAGUCCAAUGACCCUGAUAUGCGCUGGAACAAAGGGACCAUCCUCAAGGCCUCAGUGGAGUACAUUAAGUGGCUGCAGAAAGAGCAGCAACAUGCCCGAGAGCUGGAGAGCCGCCAGAAGAAGCUGGAGCAGGCUAACAGGAGACUCCUGCUCAGGAUUCAGGAGUUAGAGAUCCAAGCUCGUGCUCAUGGUCUGCCCUGUAAUCUGGGAGCAGCAGAGCUCUCGUCUAACCUCGUCAAACAGCAGCAGCAGCAGCAGGCACUUUCAGCUCCUGUGGUUACUCCUGGAGCGCAGACUUCUCUCUACCUGCAGGAUGAGCUCAACGGCCCUGACUACCUGCAGAGGAACUCCCUGUCUGUGGUCCAUACCAGAAAUGAAGGUAACAGCAGCUCUUCUGGUGAGCAUGCAGACGCCGCUUCAACGACCUUCUCAGACCCACUGUCGCACUUCACGGACUUCUUCAGUGCCACUCUGAAGGAGGAGCAGCGGCUGGACGAGCUGCUCAUGGAGGAGGCGCUGUCUCCUUUCGGGACUGACCCGCUGCUUUCAGCCACUUCGCCAAAUGCCUCUAAGGGGAGCAGCCGCAGGAGCAGCUUUAGCACGGAUGACAACGACGAGCUUUGACUGCAGUUUUCCUACAUUUCUGGACCUGGUGUAUAUGACUGUCCUCCAACUUUUCCACUAAAGACAUCAAAAAGGGGAGAUGAAGCGAUAUUGUGAAACUACUGUACAGCCUGCUGUGUCUGAUGGACAGUCUGUACUGUCCAUGUGUAACACUGGUCACACCUACUCACUGGACUAUUAAAACUGUAUGCUUCUGAAGUGUUACAUAAUGGCAUUGUUCAUAAGGACCACUAAAGGAAAAAGUGAAGAGAAAAUGGAGAAGAGGAGCUUUUUUUCCUCUUCUCCCUCAUGCCUUAUCUAAAACAGGGUUAGCUUUAUAAACAUAUAUAAGAGGAAGUGUUGUAAAUGUAAUUUAAUAGAAGUAAAACUAACCUGCCUUUUUUUAAAGGAAAAUAUCACUUUGUGUAUUUAUACAUCCUAAUCCCUGUAUUUUUUGAAAAAAAAAUUCUUAGACAAUCUAACAAGUUUCUUUUUUUUAUAUCUUUGGGGUGGGGAAAAUACAUUAAACCCCUUUU
Messenger RNA from Hemibagrus wyckioides, 2078 nucleotides. It is a transcript of the gene tfec, whose product is annotated as transcription factor EC. Gene Ontology annotation, cellular component: nucleus. The coding region runs from base 304 to 1563 and encodes 419 amino acids. NCBI's taxonomy places the organism in Eukaryota, Metazoa, Chordata, Actinopteri, Siluriformes, Bagridae. The record is from RefSeq and is a predicted model, not a curated record. Gene Ontology annotation, biological process: regulation of transcription by RNA polymerase II. The transcript has 8 exons. Gene Ontology annotation, molecular function: RNA polymerase II cis-regulatory region sequence-specific DNA binding; DNA-binding transcription factor activity, RNA polymerase II-specific; protein dimerization activity.